ACGAGCGGGUGUUAAAUCAGAUCGUGUCGGUCCCGUCAAUUUUACAGACCGGAUUUCUGAUUCGUAGUCCUUCGUCGUCCAAAUAACCCCGACAACAAAAUUAGAAAGCGUGAAUUACUUGUGUUAACAAAGUCAGCCCGUUCCCGCCAUGCGGGACUGUAUCUCCGAAUGUAAAUACACCCAAAUCUGGCUGAUGCAUAAUCGUCUGAUCGAAUUAUUUCAACUCCGCAUAUUUAUGCUAUAGUUGCUUCUAGGAUAAAUUAGUUGUUUCUAUCGAGUUGCGUAUGACGAAGAGUGGGACAAGCUUGCGAAACAUCUUGGCGGCAAUGCAAUGAUGCAGGUCAACCCAGAGUCGCACUGGCGACCAUGACUACGUUGCUCCCUACUAACGGGAGCUUACUACAGGUUUGAAUUUAACGAUCCGCCUACAUGUGAAGUUGAUCAAUCCUCACUCGACUACCACCGCCUCUUCCGUCACCGCUUAGGGUACCUACAGAUACAGGUAGAUGGUAGCAGACGUGGUGUCGCAAACGGACAUAUUGAGCCAUUGAAAGAUCGGCUAGACGAUGGAUGGCAGCGUAACGCGCUAAAACAGCUCCAAGCUGCUACUGGGAACGUCAACUAAACAGGCCAACGGAUCGUGAGAAUCGACAGCUAUCUGAGCUGGAAAUCUUUCAAGAAAGACUGUACUUGUAAUGGAAGCUCCAUCUUCAGCCUAAAUUGGAUCACUGUAGACAUUCGGAUAGAACUGUGAGGAACUGUGAGAGCUUCUAAAAAAGUGAAGGACAAAUGGAUGAGCCGCAGAAAAUGAACUAUAUACCAAAGUGCAGCUUAACCGUCCCCAUAUCGAACGAAGAACGAUUUCAUCGCUUAGUACUACUGGGACCUUCAGGUGUGGGAAAAACCUCGCUGAUACGCCGCAUUCUAUAUAAUGUAUUUGAUCCCAUCUAUAGACCCACACUUGAAGAGUCUCAUAGGAAGGUACUUCGAGUCCAAGAUGACGGUGAUACACGAACUGAACUAGUGCUAAAUCUGGACAUUAUCGACACAUCUGGUUCACCGGAGUUCCCCGCAAUGAGGGAGCUGGCGCUUCAGAAAGGUGAGGGCUUUGUACUGGUAUUCUCAUUCGAUCAACCUUCAUCACUCGACGAGAUUGCACUUCUGCGAGACUCAGUGCGCGCCGUUCAUCCGAACGCUUUUAUUUUAGUCGUUGGUAACAAGUCGGAUCUGCCCUCGAAUAAAUGUACUAUCCAGCUUGAGCUGGCUGAAAGCCUCGUGAGCUGCGAUUGGGAGCUACCGUUUGUAAACUGUUCCGCUCGAACCGGAGACCAUGUUGCUUGCAUACUCGAACAAAUAUCUGAAGUGUGGGGCGUAGGAAGCGCAAAUGUAGUCAGCCCGCGUCGGGGGUUACGACGACAGUCGAUGCCACCUGUCUUCAGAGGUGCUUAUGUCGGUCAAAGGAGGUUUUCGGUGAUGCGAAAUCUCGCGAAACGUAAAUCGUGCAUGGUUCAGUAAUUUAGGCCAACGAGUUAGGCCAGGAGAGACAGCAAACGAAACAAAGGGAUGCAGAACUUGCCCUAAAAUUUAAA
Molecule: messenger RNA, 1589 nt
Organism: Varroa destructor (honeybee mite)
Lineage: Eukaryota; Metazoa; Arthropoda; Arachnida; Mesostigmata; Varroidae
Product: ras-like protein
Molecular function (GO): GTPase activity; GTP binding
Source: RefSeq, a predicted model, not a curated record